This is a messenger RNA of Coniophora puteana RWD-64-598 SS2, 1170 nucleotides long. RefSeq names its product carbohydrate-binding module family 12 protein. The coding region runs from base 84 to 1064 and encodes 326 amino acids. Gene Ontology annotation, cellular component: extracellular region. Gene Ontology annotation, molecular function: hydrolase activity, hydrolyzing O-glycosyl compounds; carbohydrate binding. Gene Ontology annotation, biological process: carbohydrate metabolic process. Lineage: Eukaryota; Fungi; Basidiomycota; Agaricomycetes; Boletales; Coniophoraceae. The transcript is spliced from 6 exons. The record is from RefSeq and is a predicted model, not a curated record.
GCGAGGGUUCCUCCAGUCUCGUUGCAGGUUUCGCUCAACCACAUCUUCUGUUCAUUUUCAUUUAGUCCACUAUUAUCAUCACCAUGCCUCAGUAUUGGGAACCCGGCACUCAGUACAACUAUGGCGACGAGGUCUCCUACAAUGGCCACAACUACAAGAUCAUCCAGCCUCACCGAUCCCAGGGCGACUGGACUCCCGACGUGACCCCCGCCCUCUGGGGCCGCAUGCAAGACGGCGACCAGGGCUACGGUGGCGGCGGCGGCAACGACGAGAAAUCCGGCGGCUACCAGCCGUCGUACAACCAGGCGCCCCCACAGGCGCCCCAGUUCGCGCCGCAGCCCUCGGAGACGCAGGAGCACCCGACGGAGGAGGAGAAGGAGAAGCACUGGUACGACCUCGACGACCACCGCAAGAAGCAGCUCGAGGUCGGCGGCGGGCUGCUCGCGGGCAUCGCCGCGCUCGGCGCGGGCUACGUCGCGUACAAGGAGCACGGCAAGCACGAGGACGAGAAGAAGGCGCACGUGUGGGCGCUAAACAACUGGCUGCGCGACGCGCAGGCGCGCACCCAGGCGUACUACAAUGGGCAGACGCAGGGCCCGGUGACGUGGAUCUAUACGGAGGGGAAGAAUAUCCCGCCGAAUGCGAUUGCUGGUGGGCAGGAGACGUACGAUCGCGAGGGGCAGCAGAUUCUGUACAUCUCCAGAGCGUACUACGAGGGCGGCCUGCUCGUCGGCAAGGCUUCGUCCGUCUUCAAGCUCGGCGCUGUCGUCGGCUUUGAGCACGAGGAGAUCCACCUCGACAAGUACGAGAUCCUCGUCGGGGACCCAAAGGCGGUCAGGUGGGUGAACGUCGAGGGCGAGCUGAACGUGCAGUACCUCGGCGCACGCCCGGUCGAGGGCGGCAAGGAGCCUAACGGCACGCCGAUCUACAUCGCCAAAGCAUACCACAAGAACGCGGAGCACCCCGGCAAGGCGUCCCCCGCCUACGGCGACGGGUGCUUCAUCCCCUUCGGCAACAAGGAGGUCAAAGUUAGCAGCUACCAGGUGCUUUGCUACAACUACUAAGUAAACAAAUUGGAUCGCUCUGUAUGAUAAAAGGACAUUGUAGUUUGUACUUUAGAAAAUGAAAGCAUUGUUAUCGGCCUGUAUCGUUGACUCGCUAUCUUGGUCU